CCUUAGAAGAUGCGUUGCGCGCCUUCGGCUGGCGCAGCCCUGGUGCUGUGCGCGGCCACCGCCGGCCUCCUGAGCGCCCAGGGCAGCCCCGCGCAGCCCGAGCCUCCGCGCUUCGCUUCCUCGGACGAGGUGAACCUGUUGGCGCACGGGCUGCUGCAGCUCGGCCAUGGGCUGCGCGAGCAUGUGGAGCACACCCGCGGGCGGCUGGGCUCGCUCGAGCGGCGCCUGGACGCGUGCGGGGCCGCCUGCGCGCAGGCUUCGGGGACCGCGGCGCCACCGCCUGCCGCGAACCCCGUCGUCGGCGACGCGGCUGCGCCUGAGACCCUGCGCAACCUGCAGGUACAGCUCAAAGCUCAGGACACCAGGAUCGAACAGCUGUUUGAAAAGGUGGCCCAGCAGCAGCGAAACCUGGAGAAGCAGCAGCUGAAGAUCGAGAAUCUGCAGAGCCAGGUCCGCCUCCUGGCCCCUUCACACGUAGAACAUAAGGUGAUCAAGCCUGCCAGGGGAAAGAGGCUCCCCAAGGUGGCACAGGAUGGGGAUACUGCUCACAAUGCCAGCCGCCUGCACCGGCUGCCCCGACACUGCCAGGAGCUGUUUGAAGAGGGUGAGCGGCAGAGUGGACUGUUCCAGAUCCAACCACAGGGGUCUCCGCCAUUCCUGGUCAACUGUGAGAUGGCCUCAGAUGGCGGCUGGACCGUGAUUCAGAGGCGCCAGGAUGGCUCCGUGGACUUUAAUCAGCCCUGGGAAGCCUAUAAGGCAGGCUUUGGGGACCCUCAAGGUGAGUUCUGGCUGGGCCUGGAGAAGGUGCACUCCAUCACCGGCAAUCACGGUGGGCGCCUGUCCGUCCAGCUGCAGGACUGGGAGGGCAACAACGAGUCUCUGCAGUUCCCCGUCCACCUGGGGGGUGAGGACACUGCCUACAGCCUGCAGCUCACUGCACCCGUGGCCAGCAAACUGGGCGCCACUGCCAUCACGCCCAACGGCCUCUCCCUGCCCUUCUCCACUUGGGACCAAGACCACGACCUCCGAGGGGACAAAAACUGUGCCAAGACCCUCUCCGGUGGCUGGUGGUUCGGCACCUGCAGCCACUCCAACCUCAACGGCCAGUACUUCCACUCCAUCCCCCGGCAGAGGCAGCAGCGUAAGAAGGGCAUCUUCUGGAAGACCUGGCGGGGCCGCUACUACCCGCUGCAGGCCACCACCAUCCUGAUCCGGCCCGCAGUGGACGCCUCAGCCUCUUAA
Molecule: messenger RNA, 1242 nt
Organism: Elephantulus edwardii (Cape elephant shrew)
Lineage: Eukaryota; Metazoa; Chordata; Mammalia; Macroscelidea; Macroscelididae
Gene: ANGPTL4
Product: angiopoietin-like 4
Exons: 7
Coding region: 10-1242 (410 amino acids)
Biological process (GO): triglyceride homeostasis
Molecular function (GO): enzyme inhibitor activity
Source: RefSeq, a predicted model, not a curated record